AUGGCUGCAGCAGUGAGUGCACCUGAGGAGGCUGGCCACUCCAGCGCCGGGUGCGUGGGCGCGUCCUUUGCCGGCGAGAAGCUCGGGAAUUCGUACGAAUCUGAGACAUACUACUCGCAGAGUGAGGCGCGCUCUUCGCGUCCCUCCAUCUGCGCCUCCGACCGCGUCUCCGCAGGACCCCAAAACCGAGCGACUCCCAUCUACUCAGCUGCUUACCUCCCCGGGAGUGUCCCCACUGGCCUUCGCGGCAACGAGCGCACACCGGAAACGUGCCCACCAGAAGAAGGGAAAACCGGAUUCCAGAGCGUCUCUGUCGUCGCCUUCGAAAUGGCGGAUAAGCUCGCAUCAAACAUCUACGAAUUGCCGCACCAACUGCGCGAGGGAGCGAACGUGAUUCAGGAGCGCACGCACUCCACCGCUCUUCACAUUGUGCACCGGUUCGGAGUCGAGGCUCUCGUUCUCGUGGCCUACAGCUUCCUCGGCAUCGCAACGAUGAUUGGGGUGACCUCUGCUGUUCAUUCCAAGGGGUACUUUCGGGGCAUUCCCCACGGUUUCCUCAGCUGGAACUCGUUCUUCGCCAAGAGCCUCGUGACCGGUGUCUUCUACGGUGUCUUCUCCCGCUUCCUCCGCUACAGCUUCUCGUAUUGGGAAAAGCGAAUUGAGGCGCACUACGAGGCUGGGUCGUCCCCGGAGGUCAUCGACAACAUGCGGCAAAUCUUCUCCUUCCUGCUCUCUCUCGGCGGACUGGAGGCGUGCACCUGCCUGUUUGUCGUCCAGCUCUUUGGGUCAUUCAGCUUCUGCGCCUUCCUCCUCGUCGUCCCCAUAGCCACGCUGCUGCGAACCGUCGCGCGCGCCCUCCUGGUCGACUACGCCCGCAGUGACGGCCUCGCCUUGCCGUCUCUCUCGGCGUUGUACAACCGGAGCCUCGCGGGCGACGCCGGCGCAACAGAGUCAGAGACCCCGGAAGACCGCAGACACAGCGUCUUGACGCAGGCCGUGCUGACCAUGCUCGACGGCCCGCAGAGCUUCUUCGGUCCUUGCGAACUCUAUUCCGACAGCGAAGAACGCGCUUCUCUCGAUGCCGGGGCGGCGUCGCUUCGCUCUUCGCUGCUGGCUCCGACGGGGAAUGACGAGUCGGAGGUGUAUUCUUCCUCGCGAGUUGCUGGCUUCGUGAGCACCCUGCGCGCGGUCUUCUUCGGCGUCUGUCAGACGGCCUGCCACGCAGUCGACGGCUUCUUGACCUUUGAGCUGUGCGCCGUGCUGUCGCUCCUGCUGUUCCAGUUCAGCUUGGCGCGAUUCUUUUUCCAGAACGCGCUCUUCUUCGCCGUCGCAUGCGUGGUUGCCACGCGCGCAGCCUCAGUAAUCGACUGGUUCUUGCCGAGCUGGGGCGCUAUCCAGGUGGGUCGCAGCGCGUCGCGCAGCUCUUUUCUGGGCGACGCGGAAGGCGAGCUGGGCGCGAUGGAGCGAGGCCUCGCCGCAGGUAACGCAGGCGCGGAGACCGUGAAGAACGGGGGAGAGCCGCUCUCCAUCUCGCCCGCCACUACGAAGACCGCCGGAGCCGAGGACCGGGAGGCGUCCUUUGCGUCUUACUACCCGAUCCCUGCGGGAAAUAGCGGGGGCUCUGGAGCAGAAGGUGAAGACGCCUUUGCAGACGCGCAGCAUGCUGCCCACGAGACGGAAGCGGAGGCCCGCAGUCAGGAGAGAUUCUUCUACCGAGAGGUUGUGGAAGGCGAGAAGGACAGCGCGUUUGAGAACGGAGCCAGCGAAGAAGAGGAAGAAGAGGAAGAGGAAGAAGAGGCGGAGGGCGACGCGAGCAAACUGGGAGCGGAGCAUGCAGUCGACGAGGCAGAGACCGGCGUGGCGUCUUCGUGGCUCUCGAUGCUAGUUAACGCCGCAAAGCCGAGAGACGAGGAGGACGAGGAAGACGAGGAGGAAGACGAGGAGGGAGACAGCGCGUCCCAUUCCUCAGACAACACAUACAGGGAAGAAGCCAUUUCUUCGUACUACAGAUGA
Molecule: messenger RNA, 2013 nt
Organism: Neospora caninum
Lineage: Eukaryota; Apicomplexa; Conoidasida; Eucoccidiorida; Sarcocystidae
Exons: 7
Coding region: 1-2013 (670 amino acids)
Source: RefSeq, a predicted model, not a curated record